Molecule: messenger RNA, 1032 nt
Organism: Trichoderma reesei QM6a
Lineage: Eukaryota; Fungi; Ascomycota; Sordariomycetes; Hypocreales; Hypocreaceae
Exons: 1
Coding region: 1-1032 (343 amino acids)
Biological process (GO): translation
Cellular component (GO): mitochondrial large ribosomal subunit
Molecular function (GO): structural constituent of ribosome
Source: RefSeq, a predicted model, not a curated record
AUGACAAGAAUACUAAGUCGGGCAGCUCGCCCCUGCCUGCGACGGCUCAGCCUCGAGGCGACACCCGUACGAGGGGCUUUCGCUCUCGGCUCACACAACUUCUCGACAUCAGAGGCCCAACAUGCCUCGCCCGGCCUGCGAUCCGUCCCCGAGGGCGUCCCGCUGCCCAUUGACGUCGUCCCCGCGACGAAACCGCCCAGCGCUCGCCCAAUUGAUACCCGAAAGAGCCAGCUGAUUCGAACCUACACCUCCCUCCUCCGCACCACGCCCCUCAUCUUGUUCUUCCAGCACAGCAACCUCACGGCGGUGGAGUGGGCCGCCGUAAGGAGAGAGCUGAAGAAGGCCCUCGAGGGCGUCGCGCCGAUUGUGCCUGCGCCGGGCGCCGAGCCUGUGGACCUGUCUCCGCUGGUGCAGCUGCAGGUGCUGAGGACGAACAUGCUGAACGUGGCGCUGAAGCUGGUGGAAUUCUACAACCCCGAGGUCGCAGCCGCGUCAAAAGCCACGAAGCGCACGACCAAGGGCCCCAUCGUCCACGAUCUGUCCGAGGCCGCCUACGAGCAAGUCAAGAACGUCGAGAUCCCUCCCAAUUCCGCCUAUGCCCAGAUCGAGCCUCUCAUGGUCGGACCCCUGGCCGGCCUCAUCAUCCCCGCCGUGUCUCCGGCACACGUCGCAGCGGCACUGAGCGUUCUCGCGCCGGUGCCCGGAAAGUUCCCUGCGCCGUCACGGAAGAAGAACCCCGGAUACUACGACCCCACGUUCCAGAACGGCCUGGCGAAGCUGGUGCUGAUAGGAGGGCGGAUCGAAGGAAAGGUCUUUGACCAGGCGGGUGUUCAGUGGGUUGGUGGCAUUGAGGGCGGCCUUGACGGUCUCCGCGCACAGCUGGUGGCCAUUCUGCAGGGCGCAGGUCUGGGCAUUACGUCUACGCUUGAAGGCGGCAGCCGCAGCUUGUGGCUGGCAUUGGAGGGCCGCAAGGGGCAGCUGGAGGAAGAGGCGAAGGGAGAGUCCAAGGGAGAGGAGCCCGCGUCUGCAUAG